AAUUCAAUCUUAUAAUACCAGUAGGAUUUGAUAAAGAUAAAGGUACUGAUAUUUAAAAGUCAAUUUAAAAUAUCAUAUUCACAGUUCUUCUAUUUCUUGCAUGUUUAACAUGCGUGUUAUUAUUCUUUUAGCUCUUUUGGGUGCAGCGCUUGCUGCGCCCAACAACCCGAGCCGCAUAGUUGGUGGCUCAGCCACUACCAUCCAAAAUUACCCUUACAUGUCCAACAUGCAGUUCCUUUGGUGGGAUUUCUUCUGGGCACAGACAUGUGGAGGAUCCUUGCUCACUCCUUACUCAGUACUCUCGGCAGCACACUGCUUCUAUGGUGACGAAGCCUCGCAAUGGCGUGUAGUCCUCGGAAGCACAUGGGGAAACAGUGGCGGCAUUCCUCACCCGGUCAGCCAGCUAGUGUUACACCCACAAUACGAUCGUGUCACUUUGGACCAUGACAUCGCCAUUGUACGCCUCAGCAGGCCCGCCGUGUAUUCUGACAUAGUCCAACCUGCCAGUAUCGCUGGCGCUAAUUAUAACCUCGCCGAUGGCACCGUCGUCGAAGUUAUUGGAUGGGGCGCAAUUUGGGCCGACGGCCCAUCCUCUCAGCAACUCAUGCACGCGGACAUCAACAUCAUCAACCAGCAGCUGUGUGCUGAGCGCUACGCCUACCUGAAGACCCAGCCCGGCUACCAAAACUGGCCUGACAUCACCGACAACAUGCUGUGCGCCGGUAUCUUAAACGUCGGAGGCAAGGACGCCUGCCAGGGAGACUCUGGCGGUCCCCUCGCUCACAACCACAAUGUCAUCGUUGGUGUUGUCUCUUGGGGUUACGAAUGCGCUGAUUCAUUCUACCCUGGUGUCAAUGUUCGUGUUUCAAGAUAUGCAAGCUGGAUUUCAGCCAACGCAUAAAUUUAUAUUCGAUUAAGAAUAAAGGAUACUGAAAUGAAUGAACUGUUCCUAUCUGCAGUUUAUUUAUUUAUGUCGCAAUUAUAGAUCUUUAACUGAAUACUUAUUAAAUUAGAUUUAAGUAAUGAUUAAGUAUAACUUUGUUUUAUUUUAUGAGUCUUUCCAAUGUACUUACCUAUUGUACCUAAAGCACCAUUGUUUUUGAUUUAAAAUAAAAUUGGCAAUUUUGUA
Spodoptera frugiperda (fall armyworm) is the source of this 1129-nucleotide messenger RNA. Its product is annotated as trypsin CFT-1-like. Bases 101 to 901 code for a protein of 266 amino acids. Gene Ontology annotation, molecular function: serine-type endopeptidase activity. Lineage: Eukaryota; Metazoa; Arthropoda; Insecta; Lepidoptera; Noctuidae. The record is from RefSeq and is a predicted model, not a curated record. Gene Ontology annotation, biological process: proteolysis. The transcript has 4 exons.